Messenger RNA from Coffea arabica (coffee), 693 nucleotides. The record is from RefSeq and is a predicted model, not a curated record. NCBI's taxonomy places the organism in Eukaryota, Viridiplantae, Streptophyta, Magnoliopsida, Gentianales, Rubiaceae.
AUGUUUAGAAACUGUCUAUUAUGGGCAUCACCAUCACAUUCACAGCUACUGGCUUCUGCAAAAUGCUUGGUGGUUAUUGAUGAUUUGUGGUCACUAGAUUACCUAGACUGGCUAAGCAGUUUUUUAGGAAUUAGGGAAACAGCUAGUAAAUUAGUAGCCAGCACUCGGUUUCAGGAAUUAGCAACAUCCAAUCCAUCGAUUGAACUUUUCAAGUUGAGGCACCUGACUGAAGAGGAAAGUUUGGAGCUCCUUGUUCGCAGAGUAUACGUGAAUAUCCCUAAAGAUCCGCAGUUGCACGGGAUGUUAGAAUUUAUUGUGAAAAGAUGCAAAGGCAUACCGUUGGCCAUUAAUGUGCUUGGAAGCUUGUUGGCAACAAAGCAGACAUCAGGUGAGUGGAAGGCAGCUCUUCGUGCUAUGGAGUUGUGCAACGUCCAUCAAGAAGAUAGUUUGCAGCUCUUUUGUUUCCUUUAUUUGGGCCUCUUCUCUGAGCAACCAAGCAUAGAGGUGGAAACACUAUACCAGCUGUGGAUGGCUGAAGGUUUUGUACAACCAAAUAACGAAGAAUCUGCAAUAACAACGGCGGAUGCAGCGGAUCAGUAUCUGGAUGAAUUAGCAACCAGAGGUUUUGUUGACGUUAAUGAAGCUGAGGUUCCGAAUAGCAGCGAUUCAAAUCUUGUCGUCUGCAUGGCAUGA